Varroa destructor (honeybee mite) is the source of this 10207-nucleotide messenger RNA. RefSeq names its product adenylate cyclase type 5-like. Gene Ontology annotation, cellular component: plasma membrane. The record is from RefSeq and is a predicted model, not a curated record. NCBI's taxonomy places the organism in Eukaryota, Metazoa, Arthropoda, Arachnida, Mesostigmata, Varroidae. Gene Ontology annotation, molecular function: adenylate cyclase activity. Gene Ontology annotation, biological process: intracellular signal transduction; adenylate cyclase-activating G protein-coupled receptor signaling pathway; cAMP biosynthetic process.
ACCGCUGCUACUGCGGCUGCGUGUGCACCUCGUAGGGACUGUGUGUUGGAGGCAGUACUAUUGUAAUCAGCAUCUCUACGAUAGGUUUAUGUAUCUAAAACGGCUUAUGUAGGAGCAUUUUCGGCACAAAAUGUCCUAUUUGUUCGCGGGGCUUUUCAGGCACCUUUGUUCGGUUCGUUGUCGUUCGCUGGACGAGCGAUAAAGAAGGGCCAUCACCAUCAGAAAAACCGUUAAGCCAUGAUAUAGUGUGUUGUUGACCAGUUGACGUUGUUGUCGUGCGUGCGUCCGUGAGUAUGUAUUUGAAUUUGUUUUCCUCUUUCCUGAUCAGACGAAAGGGAAAAGAAAGAGGAAGAAAAGAAGGGAACGUGCCGCUGCUUCCCGCCAACUCCGCAGCUGCUGCUAUUGCACUCAAAGAGGCGGGAAGCGGCAAGAACUGGUGGGCGUUGGAAAUAAAAACCGCACAGGGAAAGCUCGCCCGCUUAUUUUUUUUGCAUACUGCAUAUGAGCUAAUCGCAAGCCGAUGCGUGGAACACAAAUGAUAGUGUAAGGAAAAACGACGAUCAACCACGGGCCCAACAUUUCUGCUGCAAUCGAGAGCCUGUCCGUAGGUCCCGUCGCACUCCCCGACGCUGCCCCGCUGCUGCAUCUGUUGCAUACCCCGGCGUCGUCUUAACCGUCGCGGUCGUCAUUAUCCCUCUGGUGGCAGUUGUGGCGGCGCCUAAGUUAGCGGCUCCAAUCGUUGACGUUGCCUGUGCCGCCGUUGUUACCUGAGCUCGUGGUGUCGAUGUUGGCAUCGGAGAUGGUGGCAGUGGGGGCGGCGGCGCUGGUGGUGGGACAAGACCUCUUUUAACCGAACAGGUACCCGGCGUUCGCGGCGGUGGCGCCGCCGCCGCCGCUGUCUGCUCUCGCCGCUCCAACCAUCCGCCGCUAAAACGACAUCAUGGAGAGCCAGUGAUCGUAGGGACAGAAGGCGGCAGUGGCCCUGCUGGUAGCACUCCUGCUAACUGUAGUCAUUAUAGGAGCUGGAGUCAGACGGAGUCCGAAAGCGCUUGUGGGCUUAAAGAGGGACAGGCUAGGAAGGCGAACAGGCAGCGCGACAGCCAAUACUCAUUAUGUAAGACUACUACAGCUGUACAUAUUUUACAGUAGUAUCUUCUGUUAACGCUGCCGCAGCUCGUUACUGAUAGCGUUGUCUCUGUUAUUGGAACACUGGCAGAGUCCCGUCUUGUGUCAACCGUUGUUAAGCUGCAACGACCAGAUUCAUUGUAGUUGUUCGACCAAUGCCGCUGGUUUAACAGCUCACGACAGGUACGAAGGUGUGGAGCGGCAACAGUGAUAAUUAGAGCGGGCUUCGGUAGUAAUGUAUGGUGUAGUUCGAUUUCCGGCGGAACCUUCCGAUCUUCGCGUGCGCUACCACUGUGUACAGCCAACGCUUCGCCGUAACGUCGUGUCACGGUAAGUGCUGUCCUGUAAAACUGCUUCGGGCACAUAUCCGUGUAACAACAGCACCAAUCAAUAAACCAAUCAAUGUCGGCAAUAGCGAGGGAGCAAAAAAUCGAGGAAAGUAGUGAAAGAAUAGAACAGUCGCAGUUGUCAUCGGCGCUCUGCGUUCUAACGACGACAGCCACAAUGAUUUAGUGUAGCAACGAUGAUAGUAACAACAGUAAAUGAUCGCUGAUCUCUAAUACCUCCGUUGUUGGUAUUGACGUUUCUGCCAGCACCAUAGCGGGAUUUUAACAGGAGCAUCUUUCCUACUACUACAGUCAGAACUCAUAGCUCUUCUGCUGGCAAAGCAGUUACGUUUGCAGUAGUAUUACGGUGUCGUCCGUUCCUCACCUAGAUCAUUCAUCGCGCUGUCAUCGAGGGUGCUAUAUCCACUCGACAAGGAUCUCUUCCGUCAAUGUUCAGAGUAGCCCGUUCACGUCUUUUAUUAAGUCGUUAGGUCAGCCCGACGGGGACUAUCGGAGCAGUCGAGGUCUCUGACUUGAGGCUUGGCUGCUAGCUUUGCUGGCCAUCUCCGUCAACGUAUAUCUGUACCUAACACAGACGCGUACAAUCAAAAGUAGCUGCUGAAAAAAUCUGGACCUGGAAAAAAAUAUCGGAGAAUAACCGUGUGGAUACCGCCGGCGUUUUGCAUAUUUAGCGGUGAAUCUCUGGCCCCUGUCAUUGUUCCUUGUAUCUUCUUGGGAGCAUAACAAUACUUCGUUUCCGAGAAAAUAGUGUAAAACAAAAUGGAAGAAGACGAGAUACUAGAGUAGUCCUGACCCACUGAAGAACACGUGCAGUGCGCGGUUAAAGCAACAGGCUUGUUCUUUAGUUAUGUUUCCUCGAUUAUAUGUUGACUUAUUGCAAACAAACAUGCUGACUGUGUUAAAUUGUGCGUGUGCGUGUCCGGUAAUGUAAUGAGAUCGGAAAUCUGAAAAGUGUGGACGGACUUUUCUUGGGUCUGUUGAGUCUUUCGAAGUUACGCCGACUCGAAGAUUAAACAAAUUUCGUGCGGGAGCGACAGGUGAUACAAAUGUCUAAAGGAAGAACCGAAGGGGUGCGGCUCUCUCAAGUGAUUGUCUUAUUCCUUGCCUCUUUCGAGUACAGAAACCAUUUCGUGAAAAUCCUUGUUCUCCAUAAAGAUUUUCAACCAACUGAACUCAAUUUGGAAUCGAAGGUGUAAUUCCGGUACGAAAAUAAACAACAAAACAAAAUCAAAUUUGAUGAAUUGUCACCGAAAUGAACUAAGUCAAGGAAAUUGUGUGGCCGUUGCAGCUGCCCUACCACAACGGCUGACGGAUAAAUUUGCGAGUUAAAUGUAAGAAAGCGUACAUACACCCAGCAUCGAUGGAGGAACAAACAUUUAUUAUGGACGCUCCGGCGCGGGAGAGAUGCUGUAACUGUAUCAACGACGGCGAUAUGGUCUGUGACUAUCUGACGUGUGGACUCAUUAGCUGUUACACGCGUCAACGGAUGCGCCGGCGGAGUGAUGCUUUGUACCAACGAUAUUUUCUCCACCUAAACAAACGUAGCGUGUCGGCCCUAACGGGGAUGAUGAGCCUGAUAUGCCUUCUUGUCGUUGUUCUUGAGUUGGUCAUAUACCAACGGUUCUCGCCUACUUUCAUCGCCGCCCUUGGGGCUCUGAGCCUUCUCUACCUCGGCAUCUGCUACCUCAGCCUACAGUCGUUUUUUCGACAAACUGCACUUGUGCUGAGUAACCACGUGAUCCUGGCGAGUUUUGUGAGUCUAGCGGCCCUUUUAGCAGUAGACAUUAUAGAUGUGACGAGAGACGGUACAUCUCCAGAGUAUCAGGAUGAAAAGUACCAUACAAAGACUAGCCCAAGGUUGUACUCGGGUUUAUGGCUGUGCAUGCUCUUAAUCUACAAAGCCUACACGCUAGUCCCGGUUCGUCUAACGACGAGUGCUCUAACGGGUGCAACAAUCUUGGCUGCCUAUAUUGGCUGCGAAUGGCUGGCUCUCGAGCGAGGCUGGACUCGUUCGGUCUCCGGAUCCGGAGCGACAGGCACUCACUACAGCGGUUUUGGCUCUGGAGGCGGAAAUGUUAGCAAUCACAGUUUGCCAGAACAAGCUACUCAGAAGGUAUUCGACUUUGUCAGUAAUGGUAGUUCACCUAUCAGAGUGAUAGGUUAUUCAGGAUACGCCGAUGCAAAUACUCAGACAGGCUCCAGAACCGCGAUAAAUCUUCUCUUAUUCGAUUUGCUAAUGUUGCUGGGUGCAAAUGGGAUUGCGGCCUUUUCACAUUACCCUUCGAAAAGGUCUCAGAAACAGGCUUUCGUGGAGACUCGUGGUUGCAUCAAAGCCCGUCUCAACAUCCAACGAGAAAAUCAAAAGCAGGAACAACUCCUGCUGUCGGUGCUACCCCGCCACGUGGCCCUUGAAAUGAAAGCAGACAUAGUGAACAAGCCGCAAGAUUCGAUGUUUCACAAGAUCUACAUUCAGCGACAUAAUAACGUGAGCAUUCUAUUUGCGGAUAUUUGUGGGUUUACCUCGUUAUCAUCUCAGUGCACAGCCGAAGAGGUGGUAAAAAUGCUCAAUGAAUUGUUCGCACGUUUCGAUCGACUGGCCGCUGAGAACCACUGUCUCCGAAUUAAGAUCCUCGGUGACUGCUACUAUUGCGUCUGCGGUUUGCCGGAUCCUCGGCCAGAUCAUGCUCAUUGUUGUGUUGAAAUGGGGCUCGAUAUGAUCGAAGCCAUAGGGCUGGUACGUGACGUUACGGGAGUGGACGUAAACAUGCGCGUCGGAAUCCACACAGGGCGUGUCCAUUGUGGAGUUCUCGGGCUGCGUAAAUGGCAGUUCGACGUUUGGUCAAACGACGUUACGCUUGCCAACUACAUGGAGGCGGGUGGUAUUCCAGGGAGAGUACACAUCACUCAAGAAACCUUUAUGUGUCUUGGAGAUGAUUACGAAGUGGAGGACGGCGAUGGCGGGUCACGACAUAAUUAUUUACGCGACAACAAUAUUCAAACAUUUCUCAUUGUGGCAGACGACGCUAAACGGCUUGCACAAAGCGGAGACCAGCACCAGAGCGGACUCUUACAUUCAGUUUCGAAGGAGAUUCGCAUGAUGGGCAUGGCUAAUCAAACUGGUCGCGAUAAAUUUCAUAAUCGAUCGUGGAAGAAGACCGGUAGUGGAUUUGAAGCGUUAAAGAAAAACUCACAUGAUGAGGUUAAUGAUUACCUCAGCAGAGCAAUCGAGGCACAUAGUAUUGAACAAUUGAGGACAGAGCACUGCAAUAAGGUGACACUAGAAUUUCUAGACGGGAAACUGGAGAGUAAGUUCUCGAAGCAAGAUGAACCUAUGCUUGCGGUAUACCUCACAUCAUCGCAAAUUUGUCUGGUGGUGAACUUUAUCGCGCAGGCUCUGCUUUUCGAUAUGUCAGCGUGGAAAUCAGCAGGUGUAUUCACUUCGAUAGCAAUCCUUAUGAUCAUGAUCACGGCCGCUGCACUACAACUUAUGAGGUCGCAUCAGUCUCCAACGAGCGCGACGUCAAUGAAUCGUUGGACUAUCACGUUUUUACGUGCCCUGGAGGUAAAGCGUCGCAAUGGCCAAGUUGUAUGUGCUGUCGCCUUCGCCAUACUUUAUAUAUGCAACUUCGCAUUGAUGGCGAGCCCUGAAAUUAACCCACAAUUUGUCUAUUGCCCUCUCGACGUUAAUUUAAAUAUCGACGGAGAGCCCCUUUCGGAUGCUCUUAGCGCCCAGCAGCGAAAAACAAAUAACGGAUCAACUACGAUAGAGAACCUCGAUCUGCUUGACCAAGUUCAGGAUGCUGAGGUGUGCACGCCUAUUUAUAACGUCAACAUUCCCGAGCGUCAAUUGGUUUGUGCUCUACUUCUAAUGAUGGCCUGCGCGUCGACCUUGGUGUUUUCGACCGUGCAAAAGUUUUUUGUGUUCAUCAGCAUUGUCGCGGCGUUUCUCGGAUUAUCCUUCUCACUCUGGGAGCAUCAGUUCUGGCUAUUGGGGAAACACGAGUUUGCCCCUCUGCUCGCUAAGGUUUGCGCCGCGUUUAUCCUUGUUACAUUCGUCGUCGUUCUGACGGUACACGGGUUUCAGAAUGAGGCGUCGUCCAGACUGGACUUCCUAUGGAAGCUCCAAGCAAUCCAGGAAAAGAACGAGAUGGCUGACCUACAGGCAUACAAUCGAAAGCUGCUGUCCAAUAUUUUACCGGUGCACAUUGCGGAGUACUUUCUUUCCAGCGAUCACUCUAACGAGGAUCUCUACCACGAACAACUGGAUAAUGUUGCCGUAAUGUUCGCAUCCAUUCCAAAUUUUAGCGAGUUCUAUGUCGAACUCGAAGGCAAUAACGAGGGUGUCGAGUGUCUUCGAUUACUCAACGAGAUCAUCGCUGAUUUCGAUGAGCUUUUGUCCGAGGAUCGCUUUUCGUGUAUUGAAAAGAUCAAGACUACUGGUUACACGUACAUGGCCGCAGCUGGACUCCUGCCAUCAAAGAGCAUUACGAACAGCAGCAAUGGCGAAAAGGCCAACAAGGCCCAUCAGCAAGAACCGGGUCAGCAGCAAGACGGAAGGGAGCAAACCCAACAGCCGGGUGACACGCAGAACAAAUCAUCUAUGGCAAACAACAGCAGUAAGAGGUGCUCCACUGAGGAGAAUGUCGUAGCAUUGGCUGAGUACGCUCUGGCAAUACGCAAGCAGCUUCAAUACGUCAAUGAACACUCUUUCAAUCAUUUUAAAAUCAGGGUGGGUUUAAAUGUGGGACCUGUUGUAGCGGGAGUGAUUGGAGCAAAGAAGCCCCAUUACGAUAUCUGGGGAAACGCAGUUAAUGUCGCUUCACGAAUGGACUCAACCGGGGAACCAAAUAAGAUACAGGUGACACAUGAGGUAUAUCGAAUCUUGGAGCCACUCGGUUAUCCUCUGCAGUGCCGAGGACCAAUCAAGGUUAAAGGAAAGGGGGAAAUGGUCACCUAUUUUCUGCUAGCAGGUCGUUCUGACCAGCUACAACGGGAGGCGUCGAUUAAACAGUCGAGUAACACAGGUGGAACCAACCAUGUUGAUGCAGCCUCUAACCUUUAGAAUGAUAACGUCUGCGCCCACAAGUAACCUUAGGCCAGCCAAAUAGGACUUUCAAUAUAAAUUAAUUUGAACAUGAGGGAUCGUACUUUGAUGGUCGCUUUUACUGUGCCGCUAAUACUGUCUCGCACUGCAAGUAAGUUCCGGAUCUAUAGAAAUAAUGUUCAGGAUCGACCACCUGGUCUCUAACUAUGCGACCAUUCGUUUCGAUGCGCGUCGUCAAAAUCCGUGACGUCAAGCCACAAUAUCAGGCCUAACUUUUGAAUUACGCUGAGCUAGAGAGGAGACUAAGCUCUAAACCAAGUGAUAUCGAGAAAGCCAAAUGCCUAUAAUAGGCCGGCCUCACUCACGUAUCUUUACUGUAACGCACUUGAGCUACGCAAUCCAUUCUUAAUGCUGAUCUAAGCUUUGAUACACACUCGAGUUGAGAUACCGUAGGAAGCAAGUAUACUAAGCCCUGAUGUGUUUAAUAAUUCGUGACUUUCGACACAAAAGACGACAACCCCAGAUCUGACCGUCGGUUCAACCGCGGUCCAGAACGUUCCUCCCCUAACUAAAAUGGCAUUCAUCAGAGAUUUUUGAUAGCGCCAAUACUUGGUUGGGCCACGACAAUUUCACUCAAUGACGUCUACCUGUUAGCGGUGGACAAUUUAAAAAAGUAUAUAAGCAACGAUACGCAAAUGAAGACAAGAGACGAUGAUUACUACAAAGUCAGCUAGAAGCAUGGAUAACAUGAAUGACCUGACCUUUGAUAACGAUACUAGUUCACUUGAUGCACGCGAAAAUUCUCCUCUCAGCCCACAGUGGGAGACCACAUAGGCAAUGCAUAGACGUUGUCAUGACAAAGCUAACUGAUGAGGCUUGUAGAAGGAGAAUGAUUGACAAAUUAUUAUUAAGUACUAAUUGAUACAUGCUUUUGUAGUUCAGUGCGAAAAGUUUAAAUGUGUAGCCUUACGGACCGCCCGACUUGUUCAUAUUUUUCAUUUAUUUUUUUAAGGCAUUUAUUAUUCGAAGGUAUCGUGUUCGAGGUUCCCUCUUCAAAGGGCCAGCAAGCCUACAAUUAAAUUCUUAAGAUUUAAGUCAGAGUUAUGACGGUGCAUGGAGGCUACCAAUCUAUCCGCAAUUGUAUUUUUGUGCGACUUAAGUGGAAUGGUUUCAACAAUUUUACAUUGACAUAGGUUGUUUUUAAUUUCUACAGGUCGUUCUUUCAUAACACUUGCAGACAGCUUCAUUAUCGAUGUACAUGUUUACAUUUUUCGUAUGCUGAAUACGAUCGACAAAGGUACGAUAAGAAAAUAAUAUACUGUAAGAUGUAUAAACUGAAGCCUUUGUGAUGGCCAAAGCCCUUUACGAAGGCAGAUGAGAACUUUACGAGAGCAGGGCCACUAACGUUAUUUGUUACUGGACAAAUAGGUAUUUUUAAAGUGGCAUACUAUUAGUAAGAAGAAAUUAGAAAUCUAGGUAUUUUUUUCAAUGCGACUAUCAGGGCACGCAUAUCAGAAAUAGCAACUCUACAAAUCUUUGAAAUAUUAUGCUUCCAUAAACCAACAUUGAGGAUGGCUCUAAAAUAUUGCUCAAAAGCAUACAAAUAACCUAGUACUGGUCUAAAGCUCACUCACUUUUGAGGUAUAUUCAAAGUGGGAGAAAAAGGCAUUACUUAUACGAGCCGUUACAAAAUCUGCUAACCAUUUCUUUCUCGAAUAGAAAACGUAUUUCUCCUUUUUGAUUAGCAGGUUAUUCCAUCUUCUUUUUUUUUUUAUUAUUAUUGUGUCAUUUAUGCGCACUAGCGUGAUCACUUAUUUGUCAGUCAUUGAAGUAUCCACUGCCACUUAACAGUGUAUGCAUUUGGCAUACAAAUAAACCAAAGAGCGCACGACGUGGUCAUCAUGGGCGAAUCUAACACAAUCUCCAACUAUUUAACGUGAAAAUUAAAUUCAUCAAAUGGUACCAGUGAUCGUUUUUCGGAAAUUGACGUACAGCGGACUGGGGGCAGGUCCUCAAACUGCCCUCGAAAACUUCGAACAUAUAUACAUAUAUGUAUACUUUAAAUUCGUAUAAUGGCCGACAAUGGAAAAACGAUCGGGGUGUACCCAUUUACAAGUCUUUGAAUGUAUUUUGAAUAAUAUAGAGAGUACUGAUAUCCUGAGAACUCCUAUACGAAUGUGACGCUACUAGAUAUGGCGUCGUAAGAGCUCUUGAGCAUCCUGUGGGAAAAUUCCGAUUUCGCCCCUGGUUCACUUGACGGGCUGUGGAGUGCGAGUGAAUCUUAACACGCCUUUAUUGAUCUAAUAGUUUUAUUAUACUUAAUCAACAGAAGAUUUGCGGCGCGUUUAUCGUGCUAGCUAAACAUCUUAGAAAAAUAAAAAUCUGGGUUACUUCGAUUGGAACGCUUGUAAAAGCCUUUUGCUUCUAUUCCAUAGGGCGAAGGUGCUCGGUGCUAACCGAACAUUGCUAUAAUGUUCGGUAGGAAAUGCUAGAUGCGCGUGGCAAAACAGGAAAAAUUGGAAGUUUGCGUAUUAUUUUAUUGUCGCCAAAAAGUGACGUAAUGGAUAUAUACUAACUUCACUGAAAUCAUAAGUCAACACGCUAGGAGAGGCCUACGUAAACCAAUCCACACGUGUCUAGUUGUGUAAAUUGUUUGUACAUAUAUAUAAUAGAGAAACGCGAAUACAAAUGAAAUAGCAAAGCUGGGGCCGAGACGAGUGCAAGAAAGGUCAUGGUCUUUUUUGGCGCAGUAGUGACGGAACGGAAGCGGUUAUGGAAAUGGGCGCUCGAACAGGUACUGUUCCGUGAAUUACUUCAGCUAAAACCUUACGAAUAUAACCGACUAUAAAGGUCACAUCAGUCAAUCAAUGCUAUUGAAAACGAUCGGCUUAUCACACGCAUCUGUUCGGAUCAUGCGCAUACUAUUAGAAAGCUGUUCACAAAAAAAGAACGAAACAACCUGUUACAGCCGACUUCCAAGUGGUUUGUCAAUGGAAAACUAUAGUGACAGUUGUACGGUGAACCGUUUUGCACGAUACACAAUGCACGCACUGAUCCGCAGGCCAUUCCCUUACCGCGGAAUGGUGACAUAAGAUAGAAAAUUACAAGCUUUUCCAAUAACAAGUGGAACAUUGCAAGCAGAAUUAGCCGUUCACUUAUACUAGUCCUCUAUUUUAAUAAUUAUGCUGUGCAAUUUUAUCUACCUACAAUCCCGGCUCAGUAUGGAGUCAAGUGGACUGCGCUAUUGCUUCACUCAAUAAAGAAUAAUAGUACUCUAGUUUUUUACUUUGUUCAUAUGAGAGACAAAUGUAUCAUUUAGGCCUAACUGUUAUACAUCAAAUAAUCUCCUUUAGUGCUACACCAAGUCCAGAGGCAAUCUGUCUUCAUCAAAACACGUCUCAUUUCUAGUUUUAUAAAACAUGAAGGAAGCGUACGUCACUGGCAAACACGGCCAUAUAGCUCGUCGUGAUCGCGCUUAGUAGAAUGAAAAGUUAUAAUUUGAAUUUUCACUCGUUUACCGCGAUACGUUUUUCGUUUUCUAAAUAUAUUGUUUAAAGCAGGAUCACUGUGUAGUCUCUAGACGAGGCGUACUAUCAUUGAACGAAUUACACAAGGUGAAUGAGAUGGCUAAAUGACGGAAGUACACGCUUGUCAAAUAAUUUCUGUUAGUAUUCUUAGGCUUACCUAUACC